AUGUCUACCGAUCCCAACGACGGGGUGCAGCUCGUAGGCGCAGACGACGUCCCCAUCUCUCGACGAUCGCCGUCUUCGGGACCGACGCGCAGUGCAAAGGGCGGAGACGACGGUGUCGAGUCCGUCGGGCCCGACGACGACGCCAACAUGGGCCAGGAUGAUGAGAACAACAACGAGGAUGACGAGGAUGAGGAUGAGGGUGAUGAUGACGAGGAAGAGGAUGACGAUGUGUUCGUCGUCGAAGCCAUCAAGAAGCACAUGGUGGACGAAGGGGUCAAGUGGGAAGGGUGGGAGAGCAAGUCGGACCUGACGUGGGAACCCGAGGAGAACCUAGUUGAAUCGGCCGGCGACAUCGUCAAGAGCUACCUUGAGCGCAUCGGAGGCCGCCAGGCCAUCCUGGACGAGACGAGCAAGGCGGCGCGGGGCAAGAAGCGAGGAAGGCCGACGACGACGAAGACGACGAGCAAGCAGAACAGCAACGCCGGCUCAUCGAAGCGGCCGCGCGGCGGCGGCGGCAGCCACCCCCGGUCGUCGACGCCGCCCGUGCCGGCCAAGUGGCUGCCCCCAUCCGGAUCGUGGGAGGACGAGAUCAAUGACAUUGACGCCUGCGAGGACGAGGGCAAAGGAAAGCUGAUCGUCUACCUCAACUGGAAGAAUGGGAGGAAGACGAAGCACGAUACUUCUGUCAUCUAUAAGAAGUGUCCUCAAAAGAUGCUCCAAUUCUACGAGCGUCACGUCAAAAUCAUCAGGGAUGAGGCCGAAGCAGCAGUCGACGAGGCGAGGAAUGGGCAGUGA
Geosmithia morbida is the source of this 795-nucleotide messenger RNA. RefSeq names its product chromobox protein 1. Gene Ontology annotation, cellular component: pericentric heterochromatin; nucleus. Gene Ontology annotation, molecular function: chromatin binding. The transcript is spliced from 6 exons. Bases 1 to 795 code for a protein of 264 amino acids. Lineage: Eukaryota; Fungi; Ascomycota; Sordariomycetes; Hypocreales; Bionectriaceae. The record is from RefSeq and is a predicted model, not a curated record. Gene Ontology annotation, biological process: chromatin organization; negative regulation of transcription by RNA polymerase II.